This is a messenger RNA of Symbiodinium pilosum, 534 nucleotides long. NCBI's taxonomy places the organism in Eukaryota, Dinophyceae, Suessiales, Symbiodiniaceae. The record is from the annotation of a GenBank genome assembly.
AUGGAUCCUCCACCAAGCGAGACUUUGUUCGUGACGGGCUUGCCCCUUGACAGCACCAAAGAGAGCGUGAACCAGAUCUUCAGCCAGUACGGUGCAGUCAAGGAGACCACAGUGCUUCCGGUACUGGCAGGCAAGACUGCUGCGGCGGCCUUCGUCAUCAUGAACACAGUCGAGGAUGCAACAUGGAUCACUCAGAAUGUCAACGGCAACGUCCCCCAAGGCCUGACAGAGAAAGUGACAGCAGUUUUUGCCACACCGCGAGAGCAGCGCAAGGGCGGUGGCAAGGGCAAAGGCAUGAAGGGAAAGGGCAUGGAUCCCAUGAUGGGUAUGAUGUCCAUGAUGAUGGGCGGUGGCGGUUGGGGCGGCGGUGGAUGGGGCGGUGGUGGCUGGGGAGGAGGCAGCUGGGGCAAAGGAGGUGGCGGUGCAUGGGGUGGUGGUGGAGGUGCUUGGGGUGGCGGCUACGACAAAGGGGGCGGCAAGGGAGCCAACGGUUAUGGGCAAAUGGCCAUGGGCGGCGGCAAGGGCAAAUGGUGA